Polypterus senegalus (gray bichir) is the source of this 709-nucleotide messenger RNA. Its product is annotated as glucoside xylosyltransferase 2-like. The transcript is spliced from 4 exons. Lineage: Eukaryota; Metazoa; Chordata; Cladistia; Polypteriformes; Polypteridae. Gene Ontology annotation, biological process: protein O-linked glycosylation via N-acetylgalactosamine. The record is from RefSeq and is a predicted model, not a curated record. Gene Ontology annotation, molecular function: UDP-xylosyltransferase activity. Bases 143 to 709 code for a protein of 188 amino acids.
UCCUCGAUAAUCUGCGCCACUCGAGUCCCUUCGCUUGCAGCCUAACCGUCUGCUAACAAGGGUGACUGUCAAACACAAGCCCACUACACCAUGGAGGAAUACUGACGUACUUUCAUGUAGUGGACUGUGUUAAUUUUGCAGAAUGAGAGCCUACAGUAAAACUUUAGUUUUGUCAACGUUCUUUGUUAUUUUGUUGGUUGCAUACUUUUUUGCAAGACGCGAUGCACUUUUAAAAGAAGAGUGGAAUGGUGGCUCUUUACGGGACGUGGGAAGUGCAGUUACCUUUCAUCCGCCACUUUUGCGUGAUACACAGCAAGAGACACGCCGAAGACAAAAACUAACUAAAAUACUGUCAGGCAGCAAAAAGAUAACUAGGAAACAUCCAAAACAAUUUUCAACGUCAAUGUCCCAUAAAGGGCCAAUGCAUUUGGCUUUAGUGGCCUGUAGAAAUCAUCUAGAAGAAGCCCUGACGAUGAUGAAGUCUGCUCUUCUCUUCAGCAACAGAAAGAUUAUGUUUCAUAUCUUUACAGAAGACUCUAUUAAGCUGAUGUUUGAAACUAGGCUCAAACAGUGGCUUAAUCCACUUUCAAGCAAGUUUCAGUAUAAUAUCCGUGAGAUUACCUUUUCAAUUAAAGAUGCAGAAGAAUGGAAGAAAAUAUUUCAGCCGUGUGCUGCACAACGCCUCUUUCUUCCAAUUCCACUUCUUUAA